Molecule: messenger RNA, 686 nt
Organism: Phacochoerus africanus (Common warthog)
Lineage: Eukaryota; Metazoa; Chordata; Mammalia; Artiodactyla; Suidae
Product: nucleolin-like
Exons: 4
Coding region: 1-489 (162 amino acids)
Source: RefSeq, a predicted model, not a curated record
AUGGGCCAUGACCCUGGAUUAGUCAGGGGAGGAGCCAUGCCUGGAGAAUGGCAAGCCAGGUUUGGCAGGGGCGCAGCCCACAGGGAUCUCGAGGCAGUUGUGGGAGCCUUCUGGGAGGAUGAGGAGGAUGAGCAGGAGGGCGCCCUGAACAUAGCUGAGGAGCACUGGGAUGAUGAGGAGGACAAAGAAGAAGAGGAGGAAGAGGAAGACAGCGAGGAGGAAGACGGCGACAGCGAGGAGGAAGAUGAGGAUUUUGUGGACCAAGGGGAGGUAGAGAAGCUUGGUCUUCCUGGGGCCAAAGCACCAGAUGCUGCUGCUUUUAAACUGGGAUAUUUUUUCCAGCGACUUAUGAUCCCAAAGUCUGUACCAGUCUUUGAAGAGGAUGAAUAUCUGGACGAAUACUAUGAUGAAGAGGAAGAGGAUGAAAAUGAAAAACCAGAAGGACUCGAAAUGGAUGUGGUCUCAACAGAGGGCAGCCAUGAAAAAUAAAGUUGGAAGGCAUAGAAAGAAAAGGACAGCGGAAGGGAACAUGAAUUUGUCCUUCACAGAUGUUUUAGUUUUCAUUAGCCCAAAAUGUUAAUUUUUUUUCAAAGUUCAAAUGAUAUUACCUGACCUUUACUCUUAUCAUUUACAAAUAUAUUUGACAGCAUUGUUCACAUUGAAAAUAAAAACUUGUUUGAAAUGAA